UGUUGUUUGUAUUCUUAUUACUUUUUUCAUUCUUUGAAGCAAUUCAGGUGUUAACUUUGCAAUAAACAUUGGCAGACUGAAAAUUUGCAAAUUGUUUAAUAAAGCUUAAGUCCAUGACUUAUUCUAUAAAUUAAAGUCAAUGAAACAUAACAGACUGUGUAUUCGUAAAGGGUACAUACAGUGCACCUGGUGCAGAAAAUUAAGGGCUGGCGACGUUUAGAAUAUUCAUAUACCCAUAUACCACACAUGCCUCUUCUCUUCAAGUGUGUGACGUGUCGUUUUUUGUUUUUAUUUUUAAAAGUUGAGAAGAAAAGUUCGGUUUGGUUAUUUGUGGUAUAGUUCGACAAGUCACAAUGAGUUUAAGACGUAGGCAAAAUUCCAAGGAGUCACUUUUGAUGCCACAAGACGAUGACGGUGGCCAGCAUGAGAAAACGGAUAUACGUGGCGAUCGAGGAAAUAUUUUGAUUUUACUGCUUCUGUAUAUUUUACAAGGAAUUCCAUUGGGUUUGAUAGCAGCUGUUCCCAUGCUGCUGCAAAAUCGUGGUGCCAGCUACAAACAGCAGGCUGAGUUCUCAUUUGCUUACUGGCCAUUCAGCCUAAAAUUGCUUUGGGCUCCCAUUGUUGAUGCGUGCUAUAUUAAACGAUUUGGACGAAGAAAAUCAUGGCUAGUGCCGUGUCAGUAUUUAAUGGGAAUAUUCAUGUUGUUUCUAUCGUGGCAAGUGGAUCGAUGGCUUGGUGGCAAUGGUGCCGACCCAAAUGUCCCUUUGUUAACGGCCUUAUUCUUCAUGCUGAAUUUUCUGGCGGCCACUCAGGAUAUCGCGGUAGACGGCUGGGCUUUGACCAUGUUGAAGAGAUGUAACGUCGGCUAUGCUUCCACUUGCAACAGUGUGGGUCAAACAGCUGGUUACUUUCUGGGUUAUGUUGCCUUUAUCGCUCUCGAAUCAAAGGACUUUUGCAAUAAUUAUUUACGUGAAACACCUAAAGAUGUAGGAAUGGUUACAUUGCCCGAAUUCUUAUGGUUCUGGGCAUGGUGUUUCCUUGUGGUCACUACCCUCAUAGCCAUAUUAAAGAAGGAAAACCUGCCCAAAUAUAAAGAUGAUGGAUCACGCUAUACCGAAGAGCACGAAAUGAAUGUUUAUGAAAGCUAUAAGAUUCUCCUUGACAUGGUGCGUAUGCGUCCCGUACAAAUACUAGCUGGCAUACUGCUAACAGUAAAAGUAACUUUUGCGGCCUGUGACGCUGUAACUUCUCUCAAGCUCAUUGAUGCUGGAGUGCCUAAAGAGAAGCUGGCUUUGUUGGCUGUACCCAUUAUACCUCUGCAAAUAAUACUACCUUUGGUGGUAAGUCGUUACACCAAUGGUCCAAGACCGAUGGAGGUAUACGUUAAGGCUAUUCCAUAUCGCAUUGUUUUUGCGGGAAUUGCAACGAUUAUUGCCUAUUUGACACCAUACAUGAUCUCUGGCGGGGAAGUGCCCUUAUACUAUUACGUCCUUUUGGUGGUGAAUUACGGCAUAUAUCAGAUAUUCCUGUAUUGUAUGUUUGUGGCUAUAAUGGCAUUCUUUGCUAAAAUCUCCGAUCCGGCUGUUGGUGGUACUUACAUGACAUUUCUCAAUACUCUAUCGAAUUUGGGUGGGAAUUGGGCCAACACCGCUAUCUUAUGGCUGGUAGAUGUGCUUACAUGGAAGGAAUGCGUUAUUGUGAACGGGGAAGAAAUUGCAGAUAACAAGUGCUUAAACAAACAGCAGACACAGGAAUGCACCGCAGCUGGUGGUGAAUGUGAAAUUGUAUUCGACGGUUAUUAUAUCGAGUCUAUUGUGUGUCUCGUCUACGGUGUCAUUUGGCUACUUUGUUUGCGCAAAUGGAUAAACUACCUACAGAGUCUACCAAACAAUUCCUGGCUAGUGGUUAAAACUAACAAAUCCUCAAACAUGCACAAAAAAAGUUAGCAACUAAUAGUUUGACAAAGAGGCUAAAUUGUUAUACAAAAUUAGAAUGAAAUUAAAGCGAAAGAUUUCUUAUAUUCUAUAAGUUGCCUGUAUAUGUUUUGUAUAUUUUAACAAAAUCGUGUUUUUCUUUAAAGACAUUUUUAUGUUUAAAAAGCUGAAUUAUUGUAUUCCAGUGCCCAAGCCACAAAAACCCAGCAAUGUAGCAUUUUUUCCCUACUUUUGCUUGUUAUUCCCCCACCCAAUAGCUUUAUUUGCUAUUGUUUAUAUGUAUGUAUUGUUUUAUAUAUAUAUAUAUUAAAUUAUUCUUUUGUUGUAAUUUAUAUUUAAGAAUUUGCGAAAUAAUAAAGAAGAGAAGUAGAUGAA
Stomoxys calcitrans (stable fly) is the source of this 2309-nucleotide messenger RNA. RefSeq names its product acetyl-coenzyme A transporter 1. Gene Ontology annotation, cellular component: membrane. The coding region runs from base 354 to 1946 and encodes 530 amino acids. The transcript has 2 exons. Gene Ontology annotation, molecular function: acetyl-CoA transmembrane transporter activity. The record is from RefSeq and is a predicted model, not a curated record. Lineage: Eukaryota; Metazoa; Arthropoda; Insecta; Diptera; Muscidae.